UCCCCCCGCGGCCCCCCAAAAGUCGCGCACCAAAGGUCACUCUUACCCAGGGUCACUCCUGCGUGUAGCCGAGAGGAGUCUGCGCUGAGGCUCAGAGGAGGAAAAGGUACCCAUACCGCUACCCCUCCUUCGUUUUCCCCCCGCUUGGGCCUCUUGGGAGGCCCUCGUCUCCACUGCUGGCUUCGCCCCGAAAGUCUGGUCAGAACGCUUUCUGGGAGUGGUCCGGGGAGUAGCGGUAUCGGUACCUUUUGGUUUCCCCAGAGGCGGCGCCUGACGGUCCUGGACCUCAUCCUGAUGGGCGUUGGCGGCAGCGUCGGUGCUGGCAUCUUUGUGAUCUUCGGCACGGCGGUGCAGCCCACCGGCCCGGCGGUCAGCGUCUCCUUCUUCCUUGCCUCUUUUGCGAGCGUGUUCAGCGCGCUGUGUUACGCAGAGUUGGCCGCGAGGAUACCCAUCUCGGGCUCGGUCUACAUCUAUGCCUACGCCGCCUUCGGCGAGCUAUUAGCUUUGCUGGUCGGGGUCAACUUCAUGGUUGACAACCACUUCUCCGCGGCUCUUAGCAUAAUGAGCUGCGCAAACUACUUGCGCGGCACGGUGGCCUCAGAAUUCUCACCAGGGUACUUCCCGAGCUGCUUGGUGCUGUCCUUGCUGUUCGCGGUGCUCCUGACCGGGGUCUUGUCUGUCGGGGUGGAAAGUGGGCUCAAGAAGGCCAACGCCCUCCUGGUGUUCGGCAAGUUAACGAUCGUCCUCAUUAUAAUCGGCAUGGGCUCCACGAAGAUGCACCCAGAGAAUCUCCUCCCCUUCGCGCCCUACGGAGUAAUGCCCGUCAUAUCCACGACUUCGACAUGCACUUAUGCUUUCAUUGGCUUCGGCACCGUGGCGAGCGCCGCGGAAGAAUGCGUGAAUCCUCGUAGAGAUUUGCCGAUUGGCAUCAUUGUGUCUCUGCUUAUAUGCGCCUGCCUGUAUGUUGCGUUUGCCAUCGUGUUGUGUGGCAUAGUCCCGUUCAGGGAAAUAUCAGUCGAGGCGCCCGUUGUGGAUGCAUUUGGCCCUAAGUAUGCAAACAUACCAGCGGUUGACGCGCUUGUUGACUGGGGGUCUGUGCUUGGGCUGUUGACCACUGUGUUGGUUGGUAUGUACUCUCAAGCAAGAGUGUACCUGGCGAUGGCGCGGGACGGGCUCAUCUGCAGCUUCUUCAAGCGCGUGUCGCCGUCCUUCGGCACGCCGAUGCGGGCGCAGGUCCUGUGCGGUGUCCUGGCCGCGGCUCUCCUGUGCUGCGUGCCGGUGAAGAGGAUCGUUCGCUUCCUGAACAUUGGAACCCUCUCGUCCUACUCCGUCGUGUGCGCCGGCGUGCUCGCGCUCCGCGCUGAGCGGCCUGGGGCCGCCGCGCGCGCCAGCGGCAUGGUGUUGGCGGUCUCCACGCUGGCUUCGGCGGUGUCCUCACAUGCUGGGCCUUUGUUCGGCACAGCACUGCUGGCGCUGGUGCUCCUGAGCUGGCUGCCGCUGCUGUGGCAGCGCUACACCGUGCCGCUCACAUUCGCGUGCCCGCUUUGUCCGCUGCUACCCUUACUCGGCAUCACCAUCAACGGCUACAUGCUCUCGCAGUGCCCGUGGGAGGCAUGGCUGAGGCUCGCAGUGGUGACCGCCGUUGUGUGUGGGCUGUACGUCCCGCACGCCCUGCGGGCAGUGGACAGCAACGACAAUAGCCCCGCGCCUGAGGAUUCCGUCAGCAGCAGCAUCAUCAUCGAGGCUUGCGCCGCCGGGGCCCCCGGAGCCGCAGCGGGGGCGCAGGUUCGCCACUCGGCUACGCUUUAAGAGGGGCCCUUCGCCAGCGUGACCCCUGGUGCGGGCCCGCAGGGGGGUCCCGCCAGCACUGGCCGGCGCGCUCGGCCUGCUCUGAUUUGGCCGCCCCCGCGGCCCCCCGAAGCCGCGCACCAGAGGUCACUCUUGCCCAGAGGAGGAG
Messenger RNA from Prorocentrum cordatum, 1957 nucleotides. The record is from the annotation of a GenBank genome assembly. NCBI's taxonomy places the organism in Eukaryota, Dinophyceae, Prorocentrales, Prorocentraceae.